Molecule: messenger RNA, 976 nt
Organism: Triticum urartu
Lineage: Eukaryota; Viridiplantae; Streptophyta; Magnoliopsida; Poales; Poaceae
Source: RefSeq, a predicted model, not a curated record
GGCCGCCUCAGUACAAACGCCUUGUAUCCUCUCAACUCUAGUGUCGUCCCUCGCCAAGAACCAGCCACCGCCGUCGCCUCCCGGCCUCCGCUUCCAAGCCUCGAGAUCUCCGGCGUCAACCGAAGCAACGGCAGCAUGAAGCGCCUGCUCAGACGGCUCUCCCGCGUGGCCGCGGCCGACGCCUGCGCAGCCGCCGCGUACCAGCCGCUCCGGCCCGACUCCGCGGCGAAGGCCUCCUCCACGGCUUCAUCUUCGUCCUCCUCGUUCUUCGGCGCGCGAAGGCUCGGCCGCGGCGCGCGGGUGCCGGAGGGCCACGUGCCGGUGUGCGUCGGCGAGGAGGGCGGCCCCGUGGAGCGCUUCGCCGUGCGGGCCGAGCUCCUGGGCCAGCCGGCGUUCAAGGCCCUGCUUCGGCGUGCCGCGCAGGAGUACGGCUACGGCCACCCUGGCGCGCUUCGCAUCCCCUGCGCCGUCGCCGACUUCCGCCGCCUCCUCCUCGGACUCUCCGACCCCGGCUGCCAGGCCACCGACGACGACGACGCCGCGCUCUACUACUAGCCUUCUUCCCCGUUCGGCUGCCAUGGAGGGCGUGAUGGAAAAUUUGCCCCCUGGCAAAGGCAAAUCGAUGAACCAGCAGAGCAAAAUGCCAGCUGCUGCGUUCUGCCAGAUCUACCCCUGCGUGGAUGCUGUACAUAGGGAGGUUGGUGGAGGGUAGGACGGGGAUUCCGCCGCAUUUUCUACUGCAGCUCAGCAAUUUUAGGACCUGCUGUCUUGUAGGAAUCAGGGCUGCAAUUUCUUUUUCUUCUUCUUCUUCUUCUUCUGAGUGUUCCUCUAGGUAGCUCUAGAUCUAGCUCUGGUAGCUGCAAUUGAGCUUCUUCUUCCUCUUCUUUGGCAGAGAUUUUGAGGUCGUGAUAACACAUCAUGUAAGCCGCAAGGUUCGCCUCAUGUGAGUGAAAUGGAUGAUUUUGCUACUGCAAAA